CCUUGCCACAGUCCUUCCUUUGCUUCCAUUCCUCUCUCAAGUUUGCUUCUUCCUCCUGUGGAUCCCAAUCUUCUCUUUGCCUCUCCACCAUCGCCAUGGUUUUCAUACCUGAAUGACUCCAUACAUGCAUCGCGUCCAGUAUCUCUUCUAUUUGCAAGAUAUGCCUCUAUUUAUGGAACACCACCACCACCACCAUUUCCACCUUCACGACUUCUGGAGUCACUACCGCUGAUUUCACCGACUCCACUGUCGCCAGAGCCUACAAGUUCAGAACCGUCAUUGUCGCCUCCGUUGCUACAACCUUCUACAGAUUUUAGCUCUAUUGGCGAAUCCUCUGGGCCGACUCUCACCAGGAUUGUUAGCAGCUGGAAUCAUGGUGGUUAUUGGUGUAGUUUGGGUUAUAUUAUUAUUAUUAUUAUUAUUUGCUUGGGGUACGAAGGUUAGAGUUAUCACAGCUGGAGUCAUGGCGGUUAUUAGUGUAGUUUGCGUUAUAGUAUUAUUAUUUGAUUGCUAUAAGAAGAAAAAGGGAGAAAACGCAGCUGGAACUGGAAGUUCGAACAUCCGAACCUCAGCCCCUGAGGCUCCAAAUAGAGAUAAUCGUCAGAAUUCUCAGCCCCAACAAUGGAAACUCAAAGCAUCACUGCAAGGUUGUGAGGUACCAAUGCUAUCAAAGUCUUCACCUCCAUCAGCAGCUGAAUCACCACAGCAGCUGCUUUCAGCAUCAUACAAUUCAGAACCUCCACCUCCGAGCUCAAGCAGCACCGGAGGUUGGGGGCCCGUGCAUUCAGUGUUAGAUAAUCAACUUAAGCAAUCCUUCUCAACAAAGGCAUUCGAAAUUGAAGAAUUAGCAGAAGCAACCAAUGGAUUCUCAGAAGACAUAGGAGCAGGUGGUUUCGGAUAUGUCUACAAAGGAAUCCUUUCUGAUGGGAAUGAAGUAGCGGUUAAGUGUCUUAAAGAAAAAAGUAGACAGGGCGACCGUGAAUUUCUUGCUGAGAUUGAAAUUAUUAGCCGUGUACAUCACAAGCAUCUGGUUUCAUUGCUUGGGUAUUGUGUUAAUGGUAAUCAAAGAAUGCUUGUUUAUGAAUUUGUUCCAAACAAGACCUUGGACUUCCACUUACAUGGGAAAGAUCAACCAACUUUGGAUUGGGCUUCGAGACUAAAAAUCGCCAUUGGAACUGCAAAAGGACUUGCAUAUCUGCAUGAGGACUGUCAUCCUAAGAUUGUCCAUCGUGAUAUUAAGGCUACAAAUAUUCUCCUUGACUCUAAAUUUGAGGCAAAGGUUGCAGAUUUUGGGUUGGCAAAAUUCUUUCCUGAUACUGAUACCCAUGUUUCAACCCGAAUAAUAGGAACUUUUGGGUAUCUUGCUCCAGAAUAUGCAUCCACCGGGAAACUAACAGUAAAAUCAGAUGUUUAUUCAUUUGGGGUCACAUUGUUAGAGUUGAUUACCGGAUGCUCCCCAUUUCAUGAAUCUCGAUUCGACCUAAAUGUUAGCUUUGUAGACUCGGUGAGGCCUUUGCUCACACAAGCUAUAGAGAAUGGCAACUAUGAUGCAAUUGUUGAUCCACGGUUACAGAAGGACUACAACCCCACUGAGAUGGAACGCAUGGUUGCUUGUGCAAAUGCUUGUGUGCGUGUUUCUGCAUUACACCGACCCUGCAUGAGCAUGAUUGUUCAUGUCUUGGAGGGACUCAGAGCUAUGCAGAACUGAAAGAAGUUCAUAAAAUUUGAAGCAACAAAUAAUAAAAUAUACAACAAAACCUUUACACUUCCACUCUCUGAACGAGAUUUAAAACUGUAGAUCUCUUUGUUUAUCCAUAUCGAUGACAUUGACUAUAUUUUAUUAUAUUUAUUAUUUAUAAUUUGUAUUUCAUAAUAUAUGAUUCCUAUUUGUAUUGGUGAAUUAUUUGUUGAUAAAACCCUAACUAAGAAAAAUGGAUUUUAGUGAUGGACGUACAGUGAUAUCCAUCACUAUAAAUAACUCUAUAAUGAUGAAUUUAAAAUUUCGUCACUAUAAAUACAUUCCAUCAUUAAAAAGAGGUUAUAGCAAUGGAUGGUUAAGUUUUUUGUCAGUAGUCUAUAUCUUUUUAAUUUGUUAUGGAUGAACUAACCAAAACAGAAGAAGGUCCCUUCAUACAUAUUCCUAACGAUAUGGGUACAAUCCUAAACAUUCGCAGAGUUUCUUUCCUCCUAGAUGCCCCCAAAAAUGUCAAUUUGCUUCUUAAUAAUCCGAUCAAUGAUUCUCCAAAGAAAAACUGUUUUCUGAGUAUCAUACCUUUUGUGUAUGUUGGAAGGCAUGGCAAGAAAGGGAUUAAAGAUCCUUUCAAAGCAAAGAAAGAUCAAUCAAUAGUUUCUAUUCUAAAGUGGGGUCCUUCAUCUUGUACAGGAUCUUAGUGCUAUGAAUUCUGAUGACAUGGCUAUAAGUUUAUUAUUUAGCAAGGGUUUGUGGUCUUCACUUGGUCUUGUGGACUAUAUUGUGUAGAUUCUUGUUUGACUAAUAGGUGCUUAUAUUUUUUUUUCUAGGAUUGUUAUUUUGGGCUUCACCCCAACACUUGUAUUUUGCUCUUUUUUCUUCUUUUCAAUUCUUCUUCUCUUUUUUACUAUGGGAUUUUUUAUUUGUUAAUCAAACAGAAAGAAAAAAAGAAAAAAUGAUGAUUGAGUUUUCUAUUGGGAUGUGACUCACAUAUAAGAAAUCAACUAUUGUGGUAAUACUCAAUUGAAUUGUUAUGAAUUUUAAUUUCUUUGACAUAGAAUUUUGACUUGUUUGAUGUCAAGCGAAGUUGCUGGUUUUUGGUAACAAGCAGCCACCAAGUAGCACUCAUGCAAAGUGAUUAGAGAUCAUGAUGAGAGCAUUUUAAUUUGCUAAUCAGGGCUAGUUGGUUUUGGUAGCUCUUUAAGAGAUGAACUGUUAGCAGUUCUGUAUAAGUUAAAGUUAGCACACAACAAUGGAUGUAAUGGAUUUAUGGUAGAAGGUGAUUGUCAUGUGGUUGUUAGUCAGACGAUUAAACAAGGGAAUUUUGAGCUAAAAUUUGACAUGUGAGCAUGAAUUAAGAUGUGGAGUUGGGUAGAAGGUUCAAAUCUAAAGAAGUGUUUAUUGGUCUUGAUUGUCAAGUUCUACUCAUCAAAGGCUUUCGAAAUGGAAUCUUGGCAUUUUUAUAAUAGAUCAUGGUAGAUUUGAGGUGGAACUUAAGGGUUGAUCAUAUCUUAGUAUCAUUGAGGCAAUGGGUGUGUCAGAUUUGAUUUAUG
Molecule: messenger RNA, 3243 nt
Organism: Nelumbo nucifera (sacred lotus)
Lineage: Eukaryota; Viridiplantae; Streptophyta; Magnoliopsida; Proteales; Nelumbonaceae
Product: proline-rich receptor-like protein kinase PERK1
Biological process (GO): protein phosphorylation
Molecular function (GO): protein kinase activity; ATP binding
Source: RefSeq, a predicted model, not a curated record